AUGUUCAAUGAUCCUCCAUCAAACCCUUCCAACCCAUUCUACUAUCCAGCUCCCUUCAAGCCAAAUCUCAGAAACAUCACAAAUGAACCACAGAAGAAGACCACUUCAUUGUUGAAUCAAAAAAGUCAAUCCUUCCCACCACAAUUGAUAGAGUUGAUUGAACACCUUCAUAGGUAUGUUAAUAAACUAAAUUCAACAUACAUGAAUGUUGCCUUAGUUUACAGAUAUGAUACGUUAAAUUUAACAUACUGUAGUAGUAUAAUAAAUUAAAUUUCUCCCUUAGUAGGGUGGAAAUAUAUAUAUAUAUAUAUAUAUAUAUAUAUAUAUAUAUAUAUAUAUAUAUAUAUAUUUAUAAUAUAGCAUUUGUAAAUUCUGAACGCUGAUUGACUAAGAGCCGUGUUGAUAUUACUCAAUGUCAACACGGGAAAUUUUCCGCCGCUUGUAAACACGGAAAUUUUUCUUAUCCUUCGGGCUUUUGACAUUGUUAUAUUAUAAGAAAAAUAUAAAACAUUUUUAGUUAUAUCAGUUAUAUCAACACUCGUGGAAGUUGGGAAAACUCGAAAUUGUAUGAGAACACUCCGCCCUUCGGGCGUCGUGUUUCCAUGCAAUUUCUCGUUUUCCCAAUUCCACUCGUGUUGAUAUAACUGUAUAUCAACACGGAAAAUGUUUUAUAUUUGUUAAAUAUAAAUCUUUAUAUAUCCUAAAUAAAAAACCCCAAUAGGUCUCAUGUCAUCCUCUGCCAGUUUCACACAAAUCUUACCUAUUUUAAAAUGCCCCCAAACAUCUCUUUUAGUGCAUGGAAUAUCCAUGGUCUAGCAAGCAAGGUUCUUGGUGAUAAAACUAAAAACAAGGACUUUGUUGAUAGUGCUAUCAAAAAUGACUUCUUGUUUUUAAACGAAACAUGGUCAAACACAGAAAUUAAUGUCCCUGGUUUUAAGGCUUUUGUCUCGGAUACUGCA
Paramuricea clavata is the source of this 959-nucleotide messenger RNA. The record is from the annotation of a GenBank genome assembly. NCBI's taxonomy places the organism in Eukaryota, Metazoa, Cnidaria, Anthozoa, Malacalcyonacea, Plexauridae.